Messenger RNA from Capsicum annuum, 798 nucleotides. Its product is annotated as protein PEROXIN-4. The coding region runs from base 176 to 649 and encodes 157 amino acids. NCBI's taxonomy places the organism in Eukaryota, Viridiplantae, Streptophyta, Magnoliopsida, Solanales, Solanaceae. The transcript has 6 exons. The record is from RefSeq and is a predicted model, not a curated record.
UUGGGGGACUAACUUUAACGUUUACAAAUCCCGAGGAGUUAUAUCUUCCAUCCAAAAAAACAAGAGUGGCAAAGGUGAAACAACAAUAGUCAUCGAAGGUUUCUGUAAUUUCUGCAAAAAGGUUCCUAUUUAGCUUUGAAGUGGUAGCUGAUUGUUGAGGAGAAAGUCAAUAAGGAUGCAGGCUUCAAGGGCAAGACUUUUCAAGGAGUACAAAGAAGUACAGAGAGAGAAAACAGCUGAUCCUGAUAUUCAAUUAGUUUGUGAUGAUUCUAAUAUCUUUAAAUGGACGGCGCUUAUUAAAGGGCCAUCUGAAACUCCUUAUGAUGGUGGAGUUUUCCAGCUUGCUUUCUCAGUUCCGGAGCAGUAUCCUUUGCAACCUCCUCAAGUGCGGUUCCUGACCAAAAUAUUUCACCCAAACGUUCAUUUUAAGACGGGAGAGAUUUGCCUUGAUAUUUUGAAGAACGCAUGGAGUCCGGCAUGGACACUCCAGUCUGUUUGUCGAGCUAUAAUUGCUCUGAUGGCUCAUCCUGAACCUGAUAGCCCACUAAACUGUGACUCAGGCAAUCUUCUUCGGUCCGGUGACAUCAGAGGUUACCAGUCCAUGGCAAGGAUGUACACUAGGCUUGCAGCAAUGCCCAAGAAGGGGUAAAAGACAAUGAGUAUUGUGUAAACUUAAUCUUCUUGUAAUAAUGGCAUUAACACAUCUGCUUGGUGUUCUGUAGCAACUUUCCAUGAAACUAUAUUGUGUAUUGAUAUACUUAUGAUACAACUCAAUCACUUCUAUUAGUUUUUUUGUUG